CAUGUAAAAUAGAUUAGCUGGUUAUAUUAGUCCUUAUGAGCGUGUGAUCUGUCACAAUUCUGCUAAACUUAUAACUGGAUACCUAUAGAAUGGCGUACAAGGUUGUAAUACAGAAAGACAAGCCAGCGUUAGCUGCAUACCUAACUGCCCAAUAUGUGAAGUCCAAAGGGAAAACAGUAUCUACCGAAUUAGGAAGUGAGAAUUCACUUGCUGUUGGAGGCAAUGUAUCGUUUACAUCAAAUUUUUCCAUCUGUCGCUUCUUGGCAAGAACUUUCCCAGAUGAAGGACUACAAGGGGAAUCGUUUUUACAGAAAACAGAGGUGGACCAUUGGAUGACUUUUGCAGCAGGCCAUCUGUCCUGUGACUCAGAGUUCUCAUCGGCCCUGCAAUACCUUGAGGAGAGACUGACUCUGGUCACUUUCCUUGUUGGCCAUAGUCUAACACUUGCUGAUUUUGCUGUCUGGGAGGCACUUCAUGUUAACAAAAAGUGGUAUGACUUGAUGGCUCGAGAUAGUGCCCCAGUGAAUGUUUCACGCUAUUUCCGGUUUCUCUGUGAUCAAGAGCCGUUCACAUCUGCUCUGAAAGUUCUACCCAAAAAACAGUCACAAGGAAAUAAAAAGUCGGAUUCGGCUGUGAAAAAGGAUGAAGGAAAGUUUGUAGACCUACCAGGAGCUGAGAUGGGAAAGGUGGUGGUCAGAUUCCCACCAGAGGCGAGUGGGUAUCUUCACAUUGGCCAUGCUAAGGCAGCUCUCCUGAAUUAUCAUUAUGCACAACUGUUCAAUGGUAAGCUCAUCAUGAGGUUUGAUGACACCAACCCAGCCAAGGAGGAUGCUGACUUUGAGAAAGUGAUUCUGGAAGAUGUUGCUAUGCUGGGCAUCAAAUACGACAUCUUCAGUCACACAUCCGACCAUUUUGACCUGAUUCUGCAGCUGGGAGAGAAGUUGAUCCGUGAGGGAAAGGCAUACUGUGAUGAUACAGAUCCUGAAACCAUGAAGAAAGAGAGAGAAGAGCGAGUUAAUUCCAAAAAUAGAUCUAAUAGUGUGCAGAAGAACCUGGAGAUGUGGGAGGAGAUGAAGAAAGGAUCAGCUGUUGGUAAGACCUGCUGUGUACGAGGAAUGGUCGACAUGCAGUCAGACAAUGGCUGUAUGAGGGAUCCCACCUUUUUCAGAUGUAAAACUGAGCCCCACGUCAAAACAGGCACAAAGUACAAGGUGUACCCAACCUACGACUUUGCCUGCCCAAUCGUCGACAGUGUAGAGGGAGUGACACAUGCUCUGAGGACAACAGAGUACCACGAUCGUGACUGUCAAUACUUCUGGAUAAUUGAUGUUUUGGGUCUACGUAAGCCACAUAUAUACGAGUACAGUCGACUAAACUUGCAGAAUACCGUGCUGUCCAAGAGAAGACUCACUUGGUUUGUAGACCAGGGAAUUGUUGAUGGAUGGGAUGACCCAAGAUUCCCAACAGUGAGAGGAGUGCUGAGACGUGGUUUGACUGUGGAGGGCCUCAAACAAUUCAUCGUUGCGCAGGGAUCAUCACGAUCCAUCGUCAUGAUGGAAUGGGACAAGAUCUGGUCCGUUAACAAAAAGGUAAUAGACCCGGUGGUACCACGAUACACUGCCCUGCUGAAGAGUGAUGUAGUUCCUGUCAAUGUGAAGGGAGCUGGUGUUGGCUGUAAAAAAGUGGCAGUACAUCCAAAGAACUCUGAGCUUGGAACCAAAGAUACCUGGUACUCUCCCUUGCUGUAUAUAGAUGGCGCUGAUGCAGAGAUGUUGUCAGAGGGAGAAACGGUGACCUUCAUUAAUUGGGGAAACCUUGGGAUUGCCAAAGUCAAUCGUACCAGUGGAAAAGUAACUUCACUUGAUGCUAACCUCGACCUUGAGAAUACAGAUUACAAAAAGACCCAGAAGAUAACAUGGUUAGCCAGUACAGAUGAGGCUCCCUUCACUCCAGCCAUCUGUGUCCAGUAUGAUCACAUUAUCUCAAAACCUAUUCUUGCCAAAGAUGAAGACUUCAAGGCCUAUGCCAACAGAGAUUCUAAGAAAGAGCAGGUUAUGUAUGGAGACCCGUGUCUAGCCAGUCUAAAGAAAGGAGAUAUUAUCCAACUACAGAGACGAGGUUACUACAUUUGUGAUCAGCCAUACCAGCCAACCAGCCCCUAUACUGGAACGAGUAGUCCAUGUGUACUUCUUAACAUACCAGACGGCCAUCAGAAAGAAAUGCCAACUGCUGGCUCAAAACACAAACAGGAGAGCAGUGCCAAGGAGAAGGCACAGAGUAAGAAAGGAAAGUCCGCUGAAAAGUCGCCGCAGGACGAACAAGCUCCGGCAGUUCCAGGAGGGAGCUCUGCAGUUGAUCUUGACAAUAGGGUUCGUGCCCAGGGCGAGCAGAUACGAAAGCUGAAGAGUGAUAAAGCACCCAAGGACCAGAUAGAGGCAGAGGUGAAGAUCCUGUUAGCAAUGAAGGCCAAGUACAAAUCUGCCACUGGUAAGGAUUGGAAACCAGAUGCUAAACCAGCCCCAGCUGCUGCAGUCACUCCUGCAACCACGGGAGAUGCUGACCUCUAUGACAAGGUCGCAGCCCAGGGAAACAAGGUCAGAGACCUGAAGUCACAGAAAGCAAAGAAAGACCAGAUAGAUGCUGAGGUGAAGACCCUGUUAGCACUGAAGGCAGAGUACAAAACUGCCACUGGUAAGGAUUGGAAACCAGAUGCUAAACCAGCCCCAGCUGCUGCAGUCACUCCUGCAACUACGGGAGAUGCUGACCUCUAUGACAAGGUCGCAGCCCAGGGAAACAAGGUCAGAGACCUGAAGUCACAGAAAGCAAAGAAAGACCAGAUAGAUGCCGAGGUGAAAAUCCUGUUAGCACUGAAGGCCGAGUACAAAUCUGCCACUGGUAAGGAUUGGAAACCAGAUGCUAAACCAGCUCCAGCUGCUGCAGUCACUCCUGCAACUACGGGAGAUGCUGACCUCUAUGACAAGGUCGCAGCCCAGGGAAACAAGGUCAGAGACCUGAAGUCACAGAAAGCAAAGAAAGAAGUGAUAGAUGCUGAGGUGAAGGUACUUUUAGCACUGAAGGCCGAGUACAAGUCUGCCACCGGUAAGGAUUGGAAACCAGAUGCUAAACCGGCUCCUGCCACUACUGCCACUACUGGAUCAGCAACAACUGGAGACAAGGAACUUAAUGAUAAAAUUGUCACUCAGGGAAAUCUUAUCAGAGACCUAAAGGCCAAGAAAGUUUCAAAGGACAAGCUUGACCCUGAAGUGAAAAAAUUACUGGCCCUUAAGGCAGAGUAUAAGACUGCUACUGGCAAGGACUGGAAGCCCCAGCCAGUUGAGGUCACCCCAAAGUCCACCGAGUCAUCCAGCUCCAACAUGGCUGAAUCUGCAGAAGCAAAAGAUCUGAAGGCACAGAUUGAUGCCCAGGGUGAGAAAGUCCGGUCACUCAAAUCUUCUGGGGCAGCAAAGGGUGAUGUUGAUAAAGAGGUACAGACACUGCUGGCCUUAAAAGGUAAAUACAAGGACCUGACAGGGGAGGAAUUGGGAGGAGGAGGACGGCAAAACAAGAAAGAUAAAAAGGCCAAAGAAAACAAACCACCAAAGAAACAGGAAAAAACACCGGUCAAGGACGACUCGGCGAGCAAGGAUGACUUGGAAAACAAGGACAUGAAGAAAGUCACAAGACUCUGUCUAGAGGCAAAGAAAGAAGAAAAUUUAUCGGACUGGUAUCAACAGGUCAUCACGAAGUCGGAGAUGAUUGAGUAUUAUGAUGUGAGUGGCUGCUACAUCUUGCGCCCAUGGUCCUACUCCAUCUGGGAAUUCAUUAAGGAAUUCUUUGAUAGAGAGAUCAAGAAACUUGGCGUAGAGAACACUUACUUCCCCAUGUUUGUCUCUAAUCAGGCACUGGAAAGGGAGAAAACCCACAUAGAGGAUUUUGCUCCAGAGGUUGCCUGGGUAACCAAAUCUGGGAAGUCAGAUCUAGCUGAACCUAUAGCCAUUAGACCAACCAGCGAGACUGUAAUGUACCCGUCGUAUGCCAAGUGGAUUCAGUCACAUCGAGACCUGCCACUUAAACUUAAUCAGUGGUGCAAUGUUGUGAGAUGGGAGUUCAAACAUCCACAACCAUUUCUGAGAACAAGAGAAUUCUUAUGGCAGGAAGGCCACACAGCAUACAGUAAUGCUAAGGAUGCACAAGAGGAGGUAUACACAAUACUGGAGCUGUAUGCCCGAGUGUAUGAGGAACUCCUGGCCAUCCCAGUGGUGCGAGGAAGGAAAACAGAGAAGGAAAAAUUCGCUGGAGGAGAUUUUACAACUACAGUCGAGGCCUAUAUCAGUGCUAGUGGGCGUGCCAUUCAGGGAGCCACAUCUCACCAUCUUGGUCAGAACUUCUCAAAGAUGUUUGAGAUAGUGAUUGAGGACCCAGAGACACGGGAGAAGCAGUUUGUCUAUCAAAACUCAUGGGGUAUCACCACUAGGACAAUAGGUGUGCUGUGUAUGAUCCAUGGCGACAACAAUGGGCUUGUACUUCCACCUAGAGUGGCUGGUGUACAGGUGAUAAUUGUUCCCUGUGGUAUCACAGCUAACUUAUCAGACGCAGAAGGGGAAAGUGUGUAUGAGAAGUGUAAGGACCUACAGAAAUCACUCACAGCUGCUGGCAUCAGGACCAAGUGUGAUCUGCGUGAUAAUUACUCUCCAGGCUGGAAAUUCUACCACUGGGAGCUUAAAGGUGUGCCACUUCGAAUUGAGCUAGGUCCUCGCGACAUUAAAAAGAGCCAGGCUGUCACCGUGAGACGAGACUCGGGUGCAAAGUCAACUGUUUCUAUGGACAAAUUGGCAGCAACUAUCAUGGAUACUCUCAGUGACAUCCAACAAAGUUUGUUUGCAAAAGCCAACAAGGACCUGUCCAACCAUAUGUCAGUGUCACAUGACUGGGAGGACUUCUGCAACAGCCUAGACGAUAAGAAGAUCAUCCAGGCUCCAUUUUGUGGAGCAAUUCCUUGCGAGGACAAGAUCAAAAAAGAUAGUGCCAGGGAUGCUGUGGUGGAGGAAGGAGCACCAGCUAUGGGAGCCAAAGGGCUGUGUAUCCCUUUUCAGCAGCCAAAGGAGAUGGCUAGCGGUACAAAGUGCAUCACCCCAGGUUGUUCAAAGGAUGCCAAAUAUUACACACUAUUUGGAAGGAGCUAUUGAGAAAGUUACAGAGAUGUUUAUGUACCUGGAGAGAUUGGUAAGAUGGUUGAUCGACAAGAUAUAUUACUCUGAAUCCCUAUCAUCACCAUUAGUUUAGGAACUCUCUGUUUCACCAUUGAAUUAUUUAUUGAGAACCAACUCACUGAAACCUGUGUAAUAGUGAAGUGUUUCGAACUGAUUCGAACUGAAAAGGUUGUGGAUACUUAAAAGCUGAAGUUUCCUCCGAUUUGAGGAGAAAACUAUAAUAUGAUGAACAGGAGUCAACAUUUCAAACAGGUUAACUUGCCAUUAUCAAGUGUGACAAGAUGUUUUAUAGUGCAAUAUAAUGUGAAAUAUUUGCAUAAACAUAUCGUCCAAAUCUUGAGAACUAGAAUUUUAUUUAAAAUAAAAGAUGAUGCAAUUUCUUA
Molecule: messenger RNA, 5593 nt
Organism: Ylistrum balloti
Lineage: Eukaryota; Metazoa; Mollusca; Bivalvia; Pectinida; Pectinidae
Product: bifunctional glutamate/proline--tRNA ligase-like
Exons: 36
Coding region: 90-5186 (1698 amino acids)
Biological process (GO): prolyl-tRNA aminoacylation; translation; glutamyl-tRNA aminoacylation
Cellular component (GO): aminoacyl-tRNA synthetase multienzyme complex; cytoplasm
Molecular function (GO): glutamate-tRNA ligase activity; ATP binding; proline-tRNA ligase activity
Source: RefSeq, a predicted model, not a curated record